Phlebotomus papatasi is the source of this 2258-nucleotide messenger RNA. RefSeq names its product probable peroxisomal acyl-coenzyme A oxidase 1. Gene Ontology annotation, biological process: fatty acid beta-oxidation using acyl-CoA oxidase; lipid homeostasis. NCBI's taxonomy places the organism in Eukaryota, Metazoa, Arthropoda, Insecta, Diptera, Psychodidae. The record is from RefSeq and is a predicted model, not a curated record. Gene Ontology annotation, cellular component: peroxisome. The transcript is spliced from 5 exons. The coding region runs from base 147 to 2147 and encodes 666 amino acids. Gene Ontology annotation, molecular function: fatty acid binding; acyl-CoA oxidase activity; FAD binding.
UUUGUGUUUGAAAAGCGGCAUACAUGCGACCUAUAGCGAUGGCUAGCUAUCAAAUAGAUAAGUUUUCCUAAACUGCCAACCACUUUCGCAGUUUUCUAUGACUUUCCGGACUGAAUAGAGGUGUCUAGUGAAGUGAAAAGCUGAAGAUGAAAGUGAACAGUGAUUUGCAAAAUGAGCGCCGAGGAGCUGGAAUCAAUUCGGAGGAGUUUGCUGUAUUCUGGAAUGAUGGGGCUGACAACUUGAGAGAAAAACGCUGGAGAGAGAAUUACUUCCUCCGCGAUGGAUAUGAGAAGAAGUUCACUGUUCCGGAUAGCUACUUGAGCCACAAGGAGCUCUAUGAGAGAGCUGUGGAUAGGAUGGUACAUCGUUUUCAGAAGUAUAGAGAACUUAAGGGAACAAAACGUUAUCCUGAGACUGACUUUUACGAUAGCGUUAGAUUAUUGGACCAAUCUGGAGUGACUUCUGCCUGGUCACCCUUCACCACUCACCUGUCCAUGUUUGUGACCACAAUCAUGGGUCAGGGAACGCCAGAGCAGCAGAAGAAGUGGCUGGACAGGGCAGCUAAUUGCAAUAUCGUUGGGACUUAUGCUCAAACUGAACUUGGUCAUGGAACCUUUGUCCGGGGAUUAGAAACUACCGCUGAAUAUGAUCCUCAGACUAAGGAAUUUGUCCUCAAUACACCCACGCUCAAUGCAUUUAAGUUCUGGCCAGGAGGAAUGGGAUUGACAGCUAAUUAUGCCGCAGUCAUCGCUCAAUUGUACACCCAGGGCAAAUGUCAUGGAGUUCAGUCAUUCAUUGUCCAACUACGCGAUGAAGAAACUCACAUGCCACUUCCUGGCAUCACUGUUGGUGAAAUUGGUCCCAAACUCGGCAUGAAUGAAGUUAAUCAAGGGUUCCUGGGAAUGAAGAAUGUUCGGAUUCCACGGGAAAAUAUGCUAAUGAGGAAUGCUCAGGUCCUGGAGGACGGAACCUUUGUCAAGGCACCUGUUUCCGUCCUGACUUACGGGACAAUGGUCUACGUGAGGGUACUUAUUGUUCAGGAUAUUUCCAAUAGCCUUGCCAAGGCAGCCACAAUUGCAACGAGAUAUUCAGCUGUCCGAAGGCAGAGUCCCAUAGAUCCCAACGACAAAGAACCUCAGAUUCUGGAUCAUGUGACCCAGCAGAACAAAAUCUUCCCUCUGAUUGCCAAGAGUGUCAUCUUUAAAAUGAGUGGUAAAGUCCUUCUGGACAUGUACCAGGUUGUCCUGCGGGAUAUCGAUGAACAGAAGUUCGAUGGUUUGGCUGAUUUGCAUGCUCUCUCAUGCUGUCUCAAAGCCAUCACUUCACAGGAGACCUCUACUGGGAUUGAGGUUUGUCGUCUGGCUUGUGGAGGACAUGGAUACCUUCAGUGUUCAGGCUUCCCUGGGCUCUAUGGAGUCGUAACAGCUGCUGCCACUUACGAAGGAGAGCAUGUGAUCCUCCUCCUUCAGACAGCUCGGUACCUCAUGAAAGCCGUCCGGAAUCCUGACAUGUCUCCCACUGUUGCCUACUUAAAACGCUAUCCGGACUCCCGGACACUUGGUCGAUGGGAUGGCAGUGCCCAGGGAAUUGCGGAGGCCUUUGAAGCUAUUGCUGCUGCUAAAACCCACACAGCUUUUAACAGUCUCUCCAGGAGGCUACGCGAAGGUCGAAAACCUGGCCAGGCAUCCAAUGAAUCCUCCAUCGAACUCGUUGCAGCUGCCGAUGCCCAUUGCCGCGCCUUCAUCCUCCGAGCUGGCCAGGAAUCCAUGGAACGUGUAACCGGAACCGUUUCUCCAGCCCUGGCAGCUGUCCUAAAGGAUCUGCUGGAGCUUUAUGCAGUGGAUGCUGCCCAGAAGUCUCUCGGUGACCUCCUGCGCUUCACAACCAUCUCGCAGGCAGAAGUGGAGAGGCUCCAGGUGCGCCUGGAAGGUGUCUUGAGUCGCCUCAGGCCCAAUGCUGUAGCCCUUGUGGACGGAUUUGAUUUCCCGGAUGAGGUGCUUCGCUCAGCUCUUGGUGCCUUCGAUGGCAAUGUCUACGAACACAUCUAUGAGGAUGCCAUGAAGAGUCCUCUGAACCAGGAACCAGUCAAUGCAUCAUUCCACAAGUACCUCAAACCAUUCAUGAAGAGUAAUAGAGCCAAGCUGUAAAACUCUUUUAAAACACCUUUGUUAACUUAAUUUUAGGAGAAAUAUUCCUGCGAUUGUUGGUGAAGGAUCCUUCGAAAGGAUUGAAAAUAAAUUGAGGAUUUUGUUUGACAA